Messenger RNA from Schistosoma rodhaini, 809 nucleotides. The record is from the annotation of a GenBank genome assembly. NCBI's taxonomy places the organism in Eukaryota, Metazoa, Platyhelminthes, Trematoda, Strigeidida, Schistosomatidae.
CAAGGGUGGAAGCAUGAAAAUGAAAUGAAACGGUGUUAUAAAUCGUCAUUUUUACCAGAUUGUAUAUUUUAGGCAGUAAACACAAUGUCGUUUAUUCGACAUCUACUUUAAACGAGCUCAUAUUUCGGACCAUUCCUAUUGAACAUUGUAAGCCGCCCGGCUUUUGUUUCGAGCGCGUUGCAAUGGUGUUACGGACCUGUCCUGUGUACCUUACUUUAUGUAGGAGAGCAACGGCUGCAGCAGUCGCUCCAAAGGACUCAUGUUCAGUGCUUUCACCAUUGGAGCAAAAAUUCUACCCACAAAUAGGUAACCGUGAAAUAGUGGGUUUCGGUAGGAAUGGGAUUCCUAUGUAUUAUGAUGAUUUGGCGUACCCUUACCCUUCAAUCAGAUUUCGCAACCAUACCCCUGAAAUUGCUAAACUAAGGGAGAAAGAACAAGGGGACUGGAGUAAAUUGACAACCGAAGAAGUAAAGACAUUAUAUCGUCAUAGCUUUCAACGUACCUUUGCUGAAUUAGCCGCUCCAAACGGCCAAUGGAAACUUGGACUAGCAUAUGGUUUAAUUUUCAUUAGUAUCGGCCUUUCCUUUUACAUAUACAUCCGUACGUUUGUUGUAAUACCGCCGAAAAACGUACUCGAACUGCCUGAGUAUAAAGAUGCAGUUUUAUACAAAAAAGUGUUCAGUCGGUCAGGAUCAAUUGGUGAUAUCUAUAAGUUUGAUAUUUCUAAGAUGCGUUGGAGAGAAGAAUAACUUGUUAUUAAUUCUAUUUAGUGUUAGAUGUAACAUUUGAAAUAAACUGUGUUAGUACUA